Messenger RNA from Sphaeramia orbicularis (orbiculate cardinalfish), 1796 nucleotides. RefSeq names its product COP9 signalosome subunit 2 (gene cops2). The record is from RefSeq and is a predicted model, not a curated record. The coding region runs from base 91 to 1422 and encodes 443 amino acids. The transcript is spliced from 13 exons. Gene Ontology annotation, molecular function: protein binding. NCBI's taxonomy places the organism in Eukaryota, Metazoa, Chordata, Actinopteri, Kurtiformes, Apogonidae.
ACAUCUUUGCGCCCUGAACGCACCAUCACGGCAGCACAGCACAGGCCGGCUACUCACUGUCGCUGAAGAAGGACAAGGAAGACUGUCAAGAUGUCUGACAUGGAGGACGAUUUCAUGUGCGACGAUGAAGAAGAUUAUGACCUGGAAUACUCAGAAGACAGUAAUUCAGAGCCAAAUGUGGACCUGGAGAACCAGUACUACAACUCCAAAGCCUUGAAGGAGGAUGACCCCAAAGCAGCACUUAGCAGUUUCCAGAAGGUCCUGGAACUAGAGGGAGAGAAAGGAGAAUGGGGAUUCAAAGCACUGAAACAGAUGAUUAAAAUCAACUUCAAGCUGACCAAUUUUCCAGAAAUGAUGAAUAGGUACAAGCAACUACUUACAUACAUCAGAAGUGCUGUCACAAGGAACUACUCAGAGAAGUCCAUCAACUCCAUUCUGGACUACAUCUCUACCUCCAAACAGAUGGACCUGUUACAGGAGUUCUACGAAACCACAUUAGAGGCUUUGAAAGAUGCAAAAAACGACAGACUAUGGUUUAAAACCAACACAAAGCUGGGGAAGCUGUAUCUGGAGAGGGAAGAGUAUGGGAAACUGCAGAAGAUCCUUAGACAACUUCACCAGUCGUGUCAGACAGAUGAUGGCGAGGAUGACCUAAAGAAGGGGACGCAGCUGCUGGAGAUCUAUGCUCUGGAGAUCCAAAUGUACACGGCACAAAAAAACAACAAGAAGCUGAAGGCCUUGUAUGAACAGUCACUUCACAUUAAAUCUGCUAUUCCACAUCCACUUAUAAUGGGAGUUAUCAGAGAGUGCGGAGGAAAAAUGCAUCUGAGGGAAGGUGAGUUUGAAAAAGCUCACACAGACUUCUUUGAGGCCUUUAAAAACUAUGACGAGUCCGGAAGCCCCAGAAGGACAACAUGCCUGAAGUACUUGGUACUAGCCAACAUGCUGAUGAAGUCGGGAAUUAAUCCUUUUGACUCUCAAGAGGCCAAACCAUAUAAAAAUGAUCCAGAAAUCCUAGCGAUGACUAACCUAGUAAGCGCCUACCAGAACAAUGACAUCACUGAAUUUGAGAAAAUCUUGAAAACAAAUCACAGUAACAUAAUGGACGACCCCUUCAUUAGAGAGCACAUAGAGGAGCUCCUGCGGAACAUUAGAACUCAAGUACUUAUAAAACUCAUCAAGCCUUACACAAGAAUACACAUCCCUUUCAUUUCAAAGGAGCUGAACAUUGACGUGUGCGAUGUGGAGAGUUUACUGGUGCAGUGCAUCUUGGAUAACACAAUCCACGGCAGAAUUGACCAGGUCAACCAGCUACUAGAACUGGACUACCAGAAGAGAGGAGGGGCUCGCUACACAGCUUUAGACAAAUGGACAAAUCAGCUGAACUCUCUCAACCAAGCCAUUGUUAGCAAGCUCACAUGAUGGCAUGUAAAAAAAAAAAAUCAAGAGACAAGGAGAAUGACAUGCUUGAAAUACAUCCGUAAAGUAUGCUACUGUGCUUCUUCAAGUUAUACCCUCUGAGACAAGAUGCAGCGCACAGGUUUGAGAAAUGCCACCAAUGUGAAGAAGACUCAGAGAACCUCAAGAAUGUGUUCAAAGUGUGUUGUUUUGUCCUGAUGAGAGGAAAUCACUGACACUUAUUUUUGUUUUUCAUGUUUCUGAUUGGCAGAUCCUUCCAUGUGAAACACACAUGCUUCAAGUUGUCAAAAAAAAAAUUGUGUAUAAAACCGUGUACACAGUAUUUUAAUGUAUACUGUUGCCUGUUGAUAAUAAACAAAUUCCUCUCAGCACUUAAA